This is a messenger RNA of Saccharomycopsis crataegensis, 1122 nucleotides long. RefSeq lists its product as uncharacterized. NCBI's taxonomy places the organism in Eukaryota, Fungi, Ascomycota, Saccharomycetes, Ascoideales, Saccharomycopsidaceae. The coding region runs from base 1 to 1122 and encodes 373 amino acids. Gene Ontology annotation, biological process: membrane organization; endoplasmic reticulum tubular network organization. The transcript has a single exon. The record is from RefSeq and is a predicted model, not a curated record. Gene Ontology annotation, cellular component: endoplasmic reticulum.
AUGUCUUCCACAGCUACAUCCACCGUCUCGCCUGGUCAAGCAGAUGAAAAACUGCGUCUAGAACCACCAUUUAUCACCAAACCAACAGUAUCACCACUGACCGCGAGCACUGGUCAGAAUGCCACUGCCAAUUUGACUAAAGAAUCCGUGGCUUCAAAGUCGGAACAACCAGCACCAUACUUGCAAAAAGAAGACUACAAAGAAGCUGAAGCGACUACAACUACCACCACCACCACUUCGACAGAAACUAACCCAUUAUUCCAAAAACGUAAAAUCUUGCAAAAAAAGAAACCAGAACCAAAAAACUACACGAAAUUGCUUUGGACUAUUGGCCAUGUUUUGGCAUUGAUAUCUGGUUUGGUGUUUAUCUACAUUUAUUUUGUACAUUUCAAGUCCAGAAGAGGCUUGUAUUCGAUGAUCGCUUAUCGGGCAUCAUUGAUCGGGUCAAUACUUGCUUAUACCAUGUCGAUUUUCUCAAAGUUUGGUUUAAGCAUGCCUAAUUUCUUUGCAUUAAUCACUACGGAAAAUUUCCAAUACUUGUUGUUAUGUGUCGUGUGGGUUUUCACCAGAUCGUCAGUGUUCAAGAUUGCCCCAUACAUCAUCAUCAGUUUCCUUCAAUUGAGCAAGCAAUUCAAUUUGAUUGGCAAAUACCCAAAAAGCCUUGUUAAAGGAUUGGCGAUGAUGAUUUCCUACAAUGAAUUGAUGGUGGUGGCAGUGCUUCUCGUCAACACUUUGAUGAUGAGAGGUACUUCGGGUUUUGCUCUCGUGACGUUCUUGUUAUUCUACUGGUUGAGAAUUGUGUAUUCCGAAUCAACAAAGUUGUUUUUCAAGGAUUUUGCAGAAACCGUCGAUGCAAGAAUUAUUUGCAAGUGCCCGCCAGCAGUGCAAGUGCAAUUCCACCGGUUUAUGAUGAGUGCCCAAGUUAAGGGAGAAAAGGUCGAAGAGACUUUCCACUCGAUGAAAGAAACUAGUAAAGAUAUUAAGGCUGCUGCUGAUUGUAAAGUGAGCAUUGCUAAAGACACUGAUAAACAAGAAGUUUUUGAAACUGCUUCAAAAACUACUGGUCGUGGAGAUGUCAAUAUUUCUGCUUCUGAGAAAAAGCCUGACGAGCCAAGCAAAUAA